AUGGAAACUAACUACUAAAAAGAAACAAAAAGACCACAAUAAAGUAAAUGUUCAUAUCCUAUAUAGUAAUUAAAAUGGCAAAAUUACACAAUAACUACAAAGAACCAGAUGACACAUAUGAACCAAAAAGAAGAGUAAAAAUUUAGAGUACAUUUAAUUCAAUCGACAAUGUAUAAUAAUUAAAUGAGGAUUCCUCAACUUUUAAUGGAAUUGACUAUUUUGAAAACCUAUAAUAGAAGAAAUCAAAUGAAAAGAAAAAAACACCUUUAAAAUUAGAAAGUGUGUCUUCAAUUUUGGCUAAGGUAUCAUUGAGGGAACGAUUCUCUAAUCUUCAUUUGAUUACUUCUAUCGAUAAAAUGCUAAUGCAUAGUAAAUAUUCCAAUUUAUGUCACUUUUUCAAAGAAAUUGAUGAAAUUCUUUUAUUUCUUCAAAACUAACAAAAACCGCCUUUCUUUAAUACAAUUUAUGAAUUAUUGAGCCAUAAUUCUAAAAUAAAAAUUACUUAAUAAAUCAUUCAAUAAAUAUUGGAAAUCUUUCCAAAUGCUUAUGAUGUUAAUUGGUCUUUGAAUGAAAAAUUAAUAAGAGAAGAUCAGAGUGAUUUAAUGAUAAAGGCAAAUAUUAAAUCUCAUGUUUAGUUGGUAGAUCGUUUAACUUAUUUCCAAUAAUUAAUGUUUAAAUAUAUUUAGAAAAAUGGAGAAUAUAUUGGUUUAGCCAUUUUGCCCAAAAAUCCAUUUUAAUAAAUUUUAAAAGAUUAAUUUGAAAUGAAUAAUUCUUUAAAAAAGGAAAUCUAAUAAUAAACUUAUGAAAAUGAAAUUCAAAGUGAAAUCUAUAAAGAGCCAAUAUAUUCUAAAUUGAGUUAAAAUUUAAUAGAAAAAUUGAAAUCAAAAAAGAAACCAGAGAUUGUACUUAAUGAUUGUAAAACACCAAAAUAAUAAUUAAUUGCUCUAUCCUAAUUAAUUCAUUAAUAUUAUCAUAUUAGAGAUGUAUCAAAUAUGUUUUUAAUAAAUGUUGUUAAAUACAGUUUUAAUAGUUUAAAACAUUUUAUUUUAGAUGAAAAUUAAAUAAAAGCUUAUAUUGAUUAAUUAAUAACAUUGUGUCCAUAUUGGAUGCAACUUAUUGAAAAUUAGAAUGGCUCAAUUUUAAGGUUGAAUAAAGAAAUAGAUAUUCCUUCUAUAAUUAGAUCUAUCGAAUAUAUGUGA
Paramecium pentaurelia is the source of this 1199-nucleotide messenger RNA. The record is from the annotation of a GenBank genome assembly. Lineage: Eukaryota; Ciliophora; Oligohymenophorea; Peniculida; Parameciidae.